Messenger RNA from Vigna angularis (adzuki bean), 1205 nucleotides. RefSeq names its product myb-related protein 306. Bases 19 to 927 code for a protein of 302 amino acids. Lineage: Eukaryota; Viridiplantae; Streptophyta; Magnoliopsida; Fabales; Fabaceae. The record is from RefSeq and is a predicted model, not a curated record. Gene Ontology annotation, biological process: response to auxin. The transcript has 3 exons.
AUAUAUAUAUAUAUAUAUAUGAACAUGGGGAGGCCACCUUGUUGUGACAAAAUUGGAAUUAAGAAAGGACCUUGGACUCCAGAGGAAGAUAUCAUGUUGGUGUCUUACAUUCAAGAACAUGGACCAGGAAAUUGGAGAUCAGUUCCCACUAACACAGGUUUGAUGAGAUGCAGCAAGAGCUGCAGGCUUAGAUGGACUAAUUAUCUUCGACCUGGUAUCAAACGAGGCAAUUUCACCGAGCAUGAGGAGAAGAUCAUAAUCCACCUUCAAGCUCUUUUGGGCAACAGAUGGGCUGCCAUAGCUUCGUAUCUUCCAGAAAGGACAGACAAUGACAUAAAAAAUUAUUGGAAUACCCAUAUGAAGAAGAAGAUGAAACCAAGUGAUCAAAACGAAGAGCAAGAGGGACAUUCUUCUUCUUCUUCUUCACAUCCAAAGGGUCAGUGGGAGAGAAGAUUACAAACAGAUAUACAAACAGCCAAACAAGCCCUGUGCGAUGCUUUGUCCCUUCACACGACACCAGCAACACAUGCUGUGCCUGAGACCAAGCCUUCUUCAACUUCUCAUCAACCCUACAGCCACGCCUCAUCUUCAUAUGCAUCUAGCUAUGAAAACAUUUCCCGGUUGAUGGAAAACUGGAUGAAAACUCCAAACUCACUAGGGGAUUAUUCCUUCAAUAACAUGGUCAAUAUUAAUACACCAAGAUCCAGUUCUAGUGAGGGAGCACAUAGCACCACUAAUACCACGUGUGCACAAGAUCAUGUUUUUGACUUGUUCAACUUCAACUCCUCCACAAACUAUGGUUCUGCCUCUCAGACUCAAGUGCCUCUUACCAUGAUAGAGAAUUGGCUUUUCGAGGAUGGGGCUUUUCAGUCUCAUGAAGAUCUGAUGAGCAUGUCGCUGGAAGAAAGUACUUCAGGUUUGUGUUAGAAUUUGUUACCAUUUUCUUUAUUAGGUAAGUCCUUUUCCAAAGUCUCGAGUUCUUCAAAAUGGAAUUUUUUUUCUAAAGCUGUUUUCGUACGAGAAGGUAAUCAAUACCCUCUCUCUCCACAAACAAGAAUUGUACAUUAGUAUAGUACGUCUGUAUCCUUUCUCAAUUUGCUACGUGCGUACCAAUUUAUAAGAGUUUUAUAAUGUCUGUAUUUUGGACCUUCGUUUACGGUCUCGAAUAUUCAUCUAGGGUUACAAUGAAUUUCAGCAUUAUCACC